Molecule: messenger RNA, 4408 nt
Organism: Harpia harpyja (harpy eagle)
Lineage: Eukaryota; Metazoa; Chordata; Aves; Accipitriformes; Accipitridae
Gene: SOCS5
Product: suppressor of cytokine signaling 5
Exons: 3
Coding region: 1433-3043 (536 amino acids)
Biological process (GO): cell surface receptor signaling pathway via JAK-STAT; epidermal growth factor receptor signaling pathway; positive regulation of proteasomal ubiquitin-dependent protein catabolic process
Cellular component (GO): phosphatidylinositol 3-kinase complex
Molecular function (GO): 1-phosphatidylinositol-3-kinase regulator activity
Source: RefSeq, a predicted model, not a curated record
UACUGUUGCAGAGGGCUCUUCCUUCCCAGGUGCUGGACUUGUUGAACUUCCUUGCAUUUGUCCUUGUUGAAUUUCAUAGACUUCCUGUCAGGCCAUUCCUCCAGCCAGUCCAGAUCCCUUUAAAUGGCAGCUCUGUCCUCCAGCAUUUCCACUGUCCCACUUUGGCAUCACCUGCAUCCUCCUCAAAAGUCACUGAGAAAGAUGUCAAACAGUGCGAUACUCUGCUUGCUACUGGCUUCCAGUAGAGUACAACCCACUGACCCUCUGAGCCUUAUGAUCUAACCAUUUUUUCCCCAUCUAACUGUCUACCCUCUGUACUGUAGCGUUCCAGUUUGCCUGGUAGAUGCAGAAAGAUGAGAUGCGCUCUGUUACUUGGAAUACCAAGUUGUCUUUUUGUGCUGGUGCGGCAAUGAGCGAUUCCUUUGUCUGAUGUGAUCAAACGUACUACAUCUGUACUUUAGCCAAGCAAUGAGUUUGCUCCCCAUUAUACAGAGGAAGGGAAGGGAGAAGAAACUGUUUUGAACAGGGUUAUUACUCCCUUCCAACAAUACCCACGUGUCUUCAAGAGUCUCAAUUUGUAAGCGUUUAGUAGUCCCUUCUGCUUACAAGGAACCGUUUGACUUCUUCACAUACAAUGCUAGGGCAGCGGGGGGCGUUCCUGAACGAGCAGCUGCCUCAGCAGGUAUGUCAGCCACGUAGCCAUCUCGUUAAAAGUAUGCACUCAAACCGCGCUGCGGAGCUGCUCUGAACACUUCUUCAAAGGUUUUAAGGGCUAGCAGCGAGAAACAGAGCGGGGGCCCGCACCGCCGCCGGGCCCGGGCAGCCGGGCUCCCCCAGCCCGCUCGCAGGGGGCCGGCGGAGCCCCGUCCCGGGCCUCGGCUCGGUGGGAUUUCGGAGGCCGAGCGAGGCGGUGCCUCCCUGGGGUUGUCCCCGCCGGGGUGCGCACGGGCUGUCCCGCAACGCCAGGGCGGCCGGGCACGUCUUAACCGGCCCCCGCGGGGAGCCGCUCGGCCUCCGCUCCGGGGAGAAGCGCCGGGCGGCGGCCACCGCCGUUCCUAUUCUGACGCCGAGGGUCGUGGGUGACUUUCGACCCGGCUUCAGCUUCUGCGUGCUGCGAGAGAACCGCGGCCGUUCCCUCCCGCCACUGCUGAGCCCAACCGCGCCGACCCGCCGCUUCCUCCCGUCGGCCCCCGCCACGUGAGCCCAGCCCUCCCGCGCCCCUCGCCCGAACCCAAAAUGGCCGCCGGCGAGCCCCUUCCCAGAUUGGGCAUCGUGCCCGACUCCAAGAUGGUCGUCAAUGAGGAUACCUUCGGAGACGGCCUUAGCGGUAAUCAUGUCCACAACUUGGAGAAGGAAUCUAGCAAGUUCAUGUUGAGGUAUAUUCUCAAGACAAGAUACAGUGACUCGUAUGCUUUUCUGGAUAACGUAAUCCAUGGAUAAAGUAGGAAAGAUGUGGAACAGUUUCAAAUACAGGUGCCAGAAUCUCUUCAGUCAUGAGGGUGGAAGCCAAAAUGAAAAUGUGGUUGUAAACUCCAGUAGUUGCUCAUCUGCUAAAGAGAAAGCUAUCCAGAUAAAUGAUCUGGCUCAACAACAACCCAGCAGCCCUUUGAGAGAAAACCUUGCUCUGCAAUUAGGUUUAAGUCCUUCAAAGAAUUCGGCAAGGCGGAACCAAAACUGUGUCACAGAAAUUCCUCAGAUUGUUGAAAUAAGCAUUGAGAAAGAGAAUGACUCGUGUGUCACCACGGGAGCUAGACUUGCUCGAAGGGACUCUUAUUCUCGGCAUGCUCCUUGGGGUGGGAAGAAGAAGCAUUCCUGCUCUACCAAAACUCAGAGCUCCUUGGAUACUGAAAAAAGAUUUGGUAGAACACGAAGUGGUUUGCAGAGGAGGGAGAGAAGGUAUGGGGUGAGUUCUGUCCAUGAUAUGGAUGCAGUAUCAAACAGGACAGUAGGUAGCCGUUCUCUGCGACAGCGUCUACAAGAUACUGUUGGGCUGUGUUUUCCCAUGAGAACUUACAGCAAACAGUCCAAACCUCUGUUUUCUAACAAAAGAAAGAUCCAUCUCUCUGAACUAAUGCUUGAGAAAUGCCCUUUUCCUGCAGGCUCAGAUCUGGCUCAGAAGUGGCAUCUGAUUAAACAACACACAGCGCCUGUGAGUCCUCAUUCAACUUUUUUUGACACAUUUGAUCCUUCCUUGGUUUCCACAGAAGAUGAAGAAGACAGGCUCAGAGAGAGACGUAGACUUAGUAUUGAAGAAGGGGUUGAUCCCCCUCCCAAUGCCCAAAUACAUACUUUUGAAGCUACAGCACAGGUUAAUCCAUUAUAUAAAUUGGGACCAAAGUUAGCCCCUGGUAUGACUGAGCUGACUGGGGACAAAAACAUAACACCUCCAGGGAACUGUGACUCUGAAGAGGACACAACGACGCUUUGUCUGCAGUCACGCAGGCAGAAGCAGCGUCAGAUGUCUGGAGAGAGCCAUGGCCAUAUCAGCAGGCAGGGGGCUUGGAAAGUGCAUACUCAGAUUGAUUACAUCCAUUGCCUUGUGCCAGACUUACUUCAGAUCACAGGUAACCCAUGUUACUGGGGUGUGAUGGACCGCUAUGAAGCAGAAGCACUUCUGGAGGGUAAACCCGAAGGCACUUUUUUGCUCAGGGAUUCUGCGCAAGAGGACUACCUCUUCUCUGUGAGCUUCCGUCGUUAUAACAGAUCGCUACAUGCACGCAUUGAGCAGUGGAAUCACAACUUUAGUUUCGAUGCCCAUGAUCCCUGUGUGUUUCACUCCUCCACUGUUACAGGGCUUCUGGAACACUACAAAGACCCUAGCUCUUGCAUGUUCUUUGAACCGUUACUUACUGUAUCUCUGAACAGGACUUUUCCCUUUAGUCUGCAGUAUAUCUGCCGGGCAGUAAUCUGCAGGUGCACUACGUAUGACGGAAUUGAUGACCUUCCUCUACCCUCAAUGUUGCAAGACUUUCUAAAGGAGUAUCACUAUAAACAAAAAGUCAGGGUGCGAUGGCUGGAGCGGGAACCUAUAAAAACAAAGUAAAUGGAAAUCAGAAUAAGCUUCUAGAAUAUGUGUGUUACAGUUUAACUGCAGCGAGCGCACCAACAAUGGCUAGCUUUUCUGCAAUAUCCUAUUUAAGCUGAGUGUUAGUAUCCUGUCAGAUGCUGCCUGCUGUUAAUCAAACUAAGUUGUGAUGCCUCUUGGAAACAAUAAGCAGACACAAUUCUGCACGUUUUUCAUUAAGGCCUAAUGAAAAUAUUUUUGCUAAUUUCUAUAUAUUUUGUUUCCCUUUUAUAGCUGUAGUAAUUGGAUGAAGAAACUACGAGGCAUUUUCCAUGGGGCAUUCAUGUAAUGCUAAUAAAGAAAGGCAUUAUUAGAGGAGCGUUUUUGCUAAUAUUUGAAGUAUUUUUUAAAAAUUAUCUUCUUGAAAACUUUCCAAUACUCAAAGUACUAAUUUAGUUCACAAACAAAUUUCCAAAUACUAGUGAAUGAGAGUAUUUUCUUUUAAUGAAGAGCAGUUCAUUAGAAGCAGUCCAUUAAGAGUUAAUGGUGUUUUGAUGUUAAUAGAUGAAUCAUGCUUUUCUCAGUGUAUAAGGUUUCCUAAUUGUUAAGACUUGAAUAUGCCUGCUCAGUACUGUAAUUCUAUUUUAAAACACUUGGAGAUUUAAGUGGCAUUGUUAGCAAAAGUAAUACUGUCUUGGACAGUUAAAUACCUUCCAGUGUGAAUUACUGAUUCAGUGGCAGGACACAGGAUUAGAUUAUUGCCAUAAAACAAAAGGUUGCCUUUUUUGCCUAAACAGAAUUUGGUGUCCUGACUGCUAGUAACUUACAAUGGAAGGUAAUAGUGAAGAGAAAAAAAUGUUUAAUUAUUUAAAGUUGUCUGAUAUUUUUAUGGAGAAAAUUACAAGUGGUUGAAUUAUUAUAAUCAGAAUACAAAAUCUGACAUAUCUGAAAUAAAUGUCAGGUUUCAAAGGUACUGUUACACUUUAUUUGUAAAUAACUUUCCAUUUGCGCUUUUAAAAAUGUUUUAAUAUGCACUGAUUAUAGUUUCAACAGAUUACUUGGAAACAAGAUUCUAAGUUCUGUUUGCUUAUUUAAUUGGAGAUGGAACUUAAAAUAGUUCUGUCUUGGACAUUUUUGCACUAAAAUUUUGUUGGAAUGCCCUGACCCCUGUUUAAUGUUUUAUACCAAUUAUGAGUGCUCCCUAGUUUCUUUACCAGCUGCUACAGUAUGUUAUUACUUACUUCUCUAUGGCAGUGACCUGUGCGAGGUAGGGAACAUUUUGGCUGCAAGUACUAUAAAUGUUAUUCUUGUAUGCUAUGCUAACCCUUCUAUUGAUGUAUUUUUCUGCUUGCUGUGCCUUGUUCUGGCUUUUUGUGCUAAUAAAGUGCAGUAUGUUCAGUGUUA